This is a messenger RNA of Lineus longissimus, 6781 nucleotides long. RefSeq lists its product as uncharacterized. Lineage: Eukaryota; Metazoa; Nemertea; Pilidiophora; Heteronemertea; Lineidae. Bases 162 to 1961 code for a protein of 599 amino acids. The transcript is spliced from 7 exons. The record is from RefSeq and is a predicted model, not a curated record.
GAGAAAAAAACAAUCAACAAGCAGAUUUCAGUUGCUUCAAAUAUCGCUCUGCAAAUGUGCUGAGCGAUUGGAUAACUGGAUUCAAAUCGUAGAGUGAUUCAAUUUGAUGUUCUGAUGAGCCAGGUGUGUCCAGUCGCUGCCUCUAUGAAUGAGUGAUCAAGAUGAAAGUCAAAGUGAACAACAUUAGCUCAGGGGAAAAACUUGUCUACUCUCUACCGUUGCUAAUUGGUGAGGUAGAAGCCAGUGCAACUCAGGAUGAUCAAAUCCAAGUCUGGAAUGAGACAGACCAUACAACAAGAAAACUAUCAUGGCCCAUUUGUUCAUCCAAAUUCAAAGUCUUGGUUGAAUUAACACCAGGGAAAAAUGUCAUAAAAUUUCUUUAUCAGGAUACUGAGAUAGAUUUUAUUCUUUAUUACGCAAAGCCUGUCAGAAAGUGUUUUGUGCGUCCAGUUUAUAUCAAAUGUAAGGAUGACACUGGCCGAUUCCAGGCUCCUGAGGGUGUUGAUAAUUCACCCACUGCUGCUAAAAAACGGAUUAUUCUUGGCGCACAACUGAUUCAGACAUUUACUGCGGAGAAGAUGCAUGAGCAUGGUCUGGGCAGGACGACAUUUCAGUUGGAAACGGAUAAGAAUAAUCAGCCUGUAUGUCAUGUGUUUACAACAUCUCUCACGUUAGCUGAAGCUCAUUCCAUGUCCGGAGGGGAUCUGUGGACACAUUUUGCUCGAGAAUUCAUGACAUCCGACAUGCCUCAAAGAGACUUUUGUAAAUGGUACGCAUUCAUGUCAUUCACACGCUACACUGUGCCACUAGGAUUUAUUCCAAAGACUCAUGGGGAAAUACUACAUCAUACGAAAGGUCACACUGCUCUUGGUGGUGGUGGUCUUGCCUUAUUUGGAACAGGUAAUUUACAUACCUGGGCCGAAUCACUGGCAGACGUUGUGCCCGCUUUCACAGAUUGUAGAAAAAUGGACAAAUCCAAGUUCAUGGAUGAUAGCGCCUACAGGCAGUACUACUGGGCCAACUAUGCUACAGGACUUGGUGCCUCUCUCCAUGAGCUCGGUCACACAUUCGACCUCGGACAUACCACGACAGGCAUCAUGGCCCGCGGCUUCGACGAUCUCCAUCGGGUCUUCACCGUGCAGCCAGCAACUCAGGGAAAGCCAAUCAAUGGUCAGACCAUCCAUAAGGGCCCGUACAGUCCCCAACACAUUCCAGCUCAUAGAAGGGUUCAAAACCGAAUACGCCAUCACUCCGCUCCAAAUAACGUCGACAUCAUCCACGUCGAGUGUGCAUUCCAUCGCCUGCUGCCGGAGACCAAGCAGACAGUCAUCAUCAAUAACUACGAUGGGACGAAAACUAAGAAGACUUUCAUAACAUAUCCAGAUGGCUCAGAGGAUGUUAUAGUUGAAGACCUGGGACCAAGUGAAUUGCUGAAGAAACUCAAGAUUCGACCACCUCCACUGAAAAAGAUUAUGCAACCAGUUGAGCCAAGAAGUGAGCCUGCCUCGGCACAUUCCUCUCCGAUCAGAGUACGGCCAGCACAUCUGCCAAGUUCCUCCUCCUCCACACCACCAAGGUCUCCCAUCGUCAAGUUUGCAGAUGGUGGCGCCCACUGGCAUCGCGCUUCUGCACUGUUGUUGAGGUGGCACCGCUGGUUUAAUGAAUUUGAGAACAUACCAAAAGGAGACCCACCUAUUGUUUCAAAAGGACAAGUCACAUCUCCAAAUGGCCUACGUCAGAUCGAAGUGCGUAAUCUCCCCGAUGGCAUCGUCUUCCAUCACUGGGAAUUCCUCGACGAAGCACCCAAGCUAUUCAGACUUCCCGCUGCUCAAAUCAAAGACCUCUCUGGUGACGCACUGAUGAUCACAAUUCAAAUGGAGGACAACCUUGGACUCGUUGUGAAGAAAAAGUUGGCCAUGUCAGAUAUUGUUGACAAUGAGGCUAGUGAAGGUGAAAAAUGAUGAUCCUGUGCCUCCAAAAGAGAUGAAAGAAUGAAGUAUUCCAACCAGAUGGUCAGAUUAGUAAGACCAGUAAGAGGGUGAGACAUAAUGGAGGAUCCCUCUGAGUAGAGAGAUAAUGAAGGAUCCCUCUGAGUAGAGAGAUAAUGAAGGAUCCCUCUGAGUAGAGAGAUAAUGAAGGAUCCAUCUGAGUUGAGAUGAACUUGGAUGAGGAGAAUGGAGUUCUGUCAUGCCUGGUCGUACUUGCCCACCAUACUACAUAACAUCACAAUGGUAUAAAUUUGAUGAUCCGUUAUCAUUUUAUCUCAUACAUAUCUUAACGCAGGGUUAAUAUUCUGUCUGUCAUGCAAAAAGAAGCAGCAAUGACAUGAAAUAAAACCAUCCUAUUACACCUAAUGUUGUCGUCGUCCUAACAUCAGUCUGUCAAUCACCACCGUGAAACCCACUAGACUUCUGCAAGCUUCACUUUUGAAACAUUUAAGAAAUGUGCCGAGCAGGUAAGGUUGCUCCAUAUACGUUGUUAUCAACCAUGUUGACAAAAAAUGAUGAGAGCAAAGUUUGAACUCCUGUUAUACUCUGAAGAAUGAAGGCUACCUUGAAGAAAUAAUGAAAAAAUUGACAGUGAAUUGCGUGAUGUUUGCAAGUUUUGGGUUUGGGUAGUGUUGACAGAUUGAGAAAUAUUGUUGUACAUGCUAGAUCCUCUAUAUUGGUGUAUAAACCUACUUGAUCAUGUAUCUCAUAACCUGCCUGUGAUAUCAGUAUGGCCACUACUAUAACAUGGCCGGUUUUGUGUGUAAAUAUUCAUAAGAACUGAGAUGUACAAUUCAUAAAGCUUCAAAAGCAGCUUAAGUUAUUUACUAAUGCUUAUGGAACUUAGUUAUGCAUUUCCAAAUGCUUCAACUUGAGCUUGGUUCAUUCACUAGAAAUGUCAAAUUGCUAAAAAACUCAGUUGAGCAGUUCUCCUUGUUUCAAAAACUGAGAUGAAUUUUAUAGUUUCUUGUUAACAAAUACAAAUGGCAAGGUUUGACGUUUCAGCUAAGCUUAGAAUUUUCCAGUGCAGCUAUAGAUUUUAUGUACAAUAGUUCUGUGCUAAAUAUUUUUAGAUUUAGUCACUAAAAUAUAGACUUCUUGAACUUUUAUUGUAAUUCCAAGUUAUUUCCAUUUGAAUGCAGCAUAUGUUAUGGUUUCAAUGCGGCUUCAGGUCAAUUUAUUUAUGGUUGUGGCGUAAGUUGCUUAGGUGCAUCAAGUCCAUGGGCCAUAGCUGAAAGAAUUUCGGAUGCACUUUUAAAUCAUGAAUUUAGGUAGAUUUUAACAGUAGACGCUGUAGACCACUUAAUCUUGUGGGCAUUUUAAUUUCAUGGACUUGGUGAGUAACAUAGAUUUGCAAAAUUCAAAUCAUGAAAAUUUUGGCAUUCUUUCAGGAAUUUUUGUGAAUCACGAAAAUUUGGCAGUUUACAGGAAAUUGUGUCAAAAUCAUUUAAUGAUUAUUGUUGAUGGAAGUUUUAUUUAUACUCUCGAUCAAUACGCUCACGCUGCAUUGGCACGGAGCCAUCUGCAUUAUAGUACAUUAUUGAUGUGAAAUGUGACCAGCUUCUACUGUUGCUAUUCCCAGCUAUCUUUUGACAUUUCCUUACAGGCUGAAGAACACGCCUCUUGUUGUCGCUUAUUAAGGUCAGCACACACAGGUGAUGCUACAUUGAAGACUGUGCAAUUUCACACGUGGACAGUAAAUGAUUUCACAUUGAUUAGAUGUAGUGAUGCAGAUUGUUUUUUUGCUGAAAAAAGUCACCUUUCAUCAGAUUAUAAGAAGCAGUAAUAAUUUUAUUGUCGAGAGCAAUUAUUUGCACAACUGACUGGGCUUUUUAGGCAGAAAGACAUUUUUAAAGUGGAAUAUGUCACUCACUUAAUACUGUACAGUGAACAACUUGAUCAGGUUUUACGUGAAAUUGAGAUUUUUCACUGCUGAUUUCAGCUGAGGCAGCAUAUUUUGUUAAGAUUAUAAAAUUGCUCUCGAACCGAAACAGUCUGAAAAUUUUGUAUGAAUUUUAAUUCUGUUGUAUCAGUAGUUCUUGGAGGUUUCUUGUUUUCUUGUAAUUUUGUUGAAAAGUUUGAAUUUCAAACGCAGGGAUAUGUUUCUAACAACGAAGCAGUCAGUAUAUGGUGCAAGCAGUCUUGAUUUUUGAAAAUAUAUCAUAUAUUGAGUCUAUACUUUUGGUCGUCUUGUCACUUGCCCCUAUUAGCUUCUCGAGGUCCACCCAGGAAUAAAUGAAUGCCAAGCUGGCAGAGUUGGCCAAAUGUGGAUGUUAGUCGUGAGUGCAGUUAGGACAUGUGAUACUCCCCAGGGAGUUGAGCUUGAACCGGAAUAUACCAGCCAGUAGCUGGGCUAAUAUGUUUAGUCUCUCUAUUAUCAUUCUGUUGCUCCACUGCCUGGGUCUCUAACAAGGUGUUGGACCCAUGACCUUUGUUCAUUAUUAUCACCAUAUACAUUGUACACUGCAACAAUCACAUUUUCUGUUGCUGAGUAUAAACUUCUUCAGGAAAAUCAGGUUAAUUUGCUUGAUAUUGUUAGCAUACCCGAUGCUGUACCAUGAGCAAUUAUAAUCUGUAUAUAUUAGGUGUUGGUGUUUAUUUGGUACAUGUCUGGUCCAUUGUGAUUAGCCUUGUUGUGAUAAAUGGUGUCCUGUUCCACACAUUUUAGCAUAUCGUGUUGAAGUUUGGAAAGUUUACUGUCAGUUGUUUCAGCGCUGUCUAUAGUUUGCUUGUUGUUGUAUAGAAGGUUAUGCUGGGUACUGUGCCAUAGAAUGUUUGAACUUGAGAGAUUUAACCCUGGAAAGGUGAAAAGCUAGAGAGUUUGAGGGUUUGUGAGUGAGACAUCACAUGUCUGAGUGUCACCUAAUGUGACUGGAUCUAUAAGGGCAUUGACAGAGAUGACGUAAGGAGUUGGUAACACGUCACUAUGUACUAUGUGUGUUGGUCUUUGAGUUGGGAAACUGAAUCAAAGUGUAGAAUCUGUUGUCAUUGAGAUGAUUCGUGUUGUCUGUCAGUGCACCCUACCCCUUGUCUACUGCACUGGGACAGAAGAUGAGAUAUAUUCAGAUUAUAUAAUCACAAUAUAAGUAUGUUUUGUAAGAGACUCACUAUAAGGCUAUUUUAUGGCAGCACGUUUCAAUGCAUGUCAGUAUUUUGGCCAUAAUUUCGUGGCUGGAAAUUUAUGAUUUGGUAUUAAAAAAUUAAAGUAAUGUUUGGUAUUUUGAAGUUUGAUAGCAUAUUCUUGAAUAUAAAGUAUUUCUUGAAGAAUACCUAUAACAUCUUUGAUCAGUUUGAUCGAAAAUUUAAAAAGGAAGAUAAUUUCUACAAGUCUACAAUUACAGUCCAAGUGAUGAUGGUGCCUUUGAAUGAGGCCUAUGGGAUUAUCAUAUACUUAAGUUAGAGUCUGAACAGCAAGUUAUCCUUGUGGUCUGGGGCUGGUAGAGUGGUGCUAGUGCUCCCAAAGUGUCUUCAUCAAGUUAUCAUCGGUCUACAGUUUGUUGCCAGAAUUGGGCAAGGACUAGCUGAUACUGUUCAAUUGAUGAGGACUGAAUUUGUGUGAAUUGUGUACAGAAUUAUCACUUGAAUCGGGACUGACUUCCAACCCUGAAACAACAAGGAUACCUAUUCUGGACAGACUAUAGACGAAUAUCUUUUGUAUUGGUAACAAGGUAUAUACUGUCAAUAGAGUCUAUCGUUUUUAUGGUACUCAAUAUUUUAUUUUGUAACUUUACAUCUUCAGGCUUAGCACUUCACUUUAUUGUCUUUACUGUUUGUUUAGAUGUGAGAUUUGUAACUUGUCUGUCCAGUGCUUUUCAUUGUUAUGGAAUAUCCUUAAUGGCAAGUUUCUUGCCUGAGAAUUUUACACAAAAAUGAUCUAAAUCAGAUGCAUUCACCACAGCCCAUUGAUCUUUAGAAGACGUCAUGGCCAUUUGGCCAGUCUGGCUCUGUUACUUCUGUUUAUGUCUACUUAUGUAUAAUAGCUGUGCAGUGAUGUCAUUAGGUCAGUCAUUUCAGAUGUCAGUCCAUGUCCAUCAUCAAUACAGUGCAUCACAUGGGCAUGACGUUAUUGUUGAUAUCGUCACACUUCACUAUGCCAAACUGGGUCAGUGAUGUAACCAAAAUGGUAUCUUGCGCUCUGAUGACAUCCUCUGCUCGGACUCUGUCAACACCAAAACACGCCUGGGCUCAAAUCACUAAUACUCAGUAUUGCUUUCCUGCUAUCUCAUCAUGUCAGAUAUGCAUCGAUAUUCUUCAGGUUAUCAUCACCUAGGCUACCUCAAUAUUGUCUGUGUUGGUGUUGUCAGUAGCUGAAUUGAUGUUCCCAAGUGUUAAACUUAGUGCAACAUGUACUGUAUGAUACAUGCUGUUUAAGAAAUACUUCAGUUUCUAUCACGGUAACAGGAAGAGACACCUUCCAGGAAGUUAAUCUGGCCUACCUGGCUCUGCCUAUCGUCACCUAAAAAUUCUUAGAUUUUGUUGUGUCAAGAAUUGGAACUUGCUAAUCUGUUAUCAUGAUUAUGGUUCUUGUUUUGUCCAUCUCUCCAAAUGCAGGAAUUUCACAUGCAAAAUGUUUCAACAUGUACAUGUACUUCUAGUUUCUUGAAUAGGAUUAUUCAGUUUCUUACGAUGACUUCUCAGUUAAUACACUACAUGUUGGUGACAUGACUUGGGAUGUUUUAAUGAGCCAGAUUUUAUAUUUUCAUCGAUGGUGUAGUUGUUUGGUAUUCUGUGAUUUUCAAAGGAUUUUAACAUACAUGUAAUAAAAAGAUGGUAACUUUUCUACAUAAACAUCA